UCUUUGUUAAACGAACGGGGGAGACAACUCAUCACGCAUAUCCGCCAGCCAUCGGUUUGACAUUGUUUGGCAACCAGCAAAUCGGGACACGAUGGCAGAGCAGCAGGUUACCGAAAGUACGGCCACGACGACCCGACUGCCGAGGGUGACGAUACAGUUUUGUACGCAGUGCAAGUGGAUGUUGAGGGCUGCUUAUUUCGCCCAAGAGCUCCUAUCAACCUUCUCAACCUCCCUAGGCGAAGUUGCCCUCCAGCCGUCAACCGGAGGUGUAUUCGUCGUCGAGAUCACCACCUCUUCUCCUGCUACUACUACUGAAGCCGGGAGUAGCGAUCAAGUCAAGCUUCUGACGAAAAUCCUCUGGGACAGGAAGACCGACGGUGGAUUCCCCGAAACAAAAGAGCUCAAGAGACGCGUGAGGGACGUUAUCGAUCCCAGGAGGGGUUUGGGGCACGUGGACAGGGAUUAUUCCAAGCCCAAAUCUGGUGAGGGAGAGGACAAGAGAGAGGAGGGGGUAGAGAAGGGGAAAGAAGAAAAGAAAGUCGAGGAGGGAAAGGUGUGUACCAUUGAGGGGAAGGAGAAUUGUGAGGAUUGUCAGUAGGUGGUGGUAGUUAUCAGUUAUUCUUGGAAUAUAGUCCCUUAAAUGAACACUAGUCACCAAUCAUCUAGUAAAAAGAGGCUGGGCCGUAGCAUGUCUACUACAUUGAAGGGAAUGGC
Podospora pseudopauciseta is the source of this 714-nucleotide messenger RNA. RefSeq lists its product as uncharacterized. Lineage: Eukaryota; Fungi; Ascomycota; Sordariomycetes; Sordariales; Podosporaceae. The record is from RefSeq and is a predicted model, not a curated record. The coding region runs from base 92 to 598 and encodes 168 amino acids. The transcript is spliced from 2 exons.